GUCGGCCUUGUUAAUUUAGUGGCAUUAUUUUUGAGACCUUUUCUUUGUUUCUUUAUUCCUUUUUUUUUUAAUUCGCAUAAACAUGAUGACGCCUCUCAGUGGAGAGGUUGAUUCUGACUCCUCAACUUCUUCAAGCGAGGAAGAAUGGGUCAUAACUUCUGUAGAUAAAAAGCAAGUCAAUAAGAAGGGAUCACCAAGAUUAGUCUUGAAUACUAGCCCAAAAAUACAUUCUUCAACAUCAUCCCUUUCCAACCUACAAAAGUCUUCUUCAAGCUCGGCCUGUUCAAGCAAAAAUGAUUCACCUAUUAUACAUUCUGUACCUUUACAAUACAUUUCUGACAGCGAGAUAAAGAAUAUAUGCGUUCAAAGUGAUGCCAAAGCGCUUAUUAGUCAACUUGUUCGUGUGUACAAGAGUGCAGAUAUCUUUUUGAAGAUCAGAGACAUAGAAACACAAUCCUCAAUGACGUUUGAAAUGAGACUUAAAGAACACAUGGCACAUUGUGAAGAUCCAUGUGAUUUUAUUAUUAACUGUUUAGAAGAACUCUCGGUCUAUUUUUCAGAAAAUGCAAAGAUAAGAGAACUUACACCCAAAUUUCGACGGUUGCUGACCGAGGUACUGUGUAAAGGUCUGUAUUAUUUCUUGGAAACACCUAUGCAUGAACGACAAACCAGCAUCGAGAAUGAACCUGAUCUGAUCUCAUUUGAUGAUGAUGAAGUGGUUGUGCCUACCCAGACAACGCAAGGAGAGAUGGAUCUGAUCUCUUUUGAUGAACCUGAAAUGCUUGUACCAGUAGAUCAUGCAAAUUUUGAGGGUGAUGAUGACUAUGACAGUUCAGAUGACGAAGAGAUUCCCGUCAUCAACCUGUCCUCUCCUAUCGAUAAAUAUGUCAUCUUACCCAAACACCAAAACAAACUAGUUGACAAAAUUGACACGAUCCCUUCGCCUGUCAUCAUUUACUAUGCAAUAGAUACUUUUAAGCUGCAAGAUGUUAUCGCUUGCGGCUGUCUACGCGAAGAGGAUGGCGUCAGAUUGGUCCGCAAAUUAAUAAAAUAUGGGUAUUUUAAUGAAGCCAUUACGGCCAUCAAGAAAUUAGACCUCUUUCCUCGUUUUGACAUCCCAGCUAUAGCCACCGACCUGUUUACGUCAGGACAAGGCAUGCUCCUUCCGACGCUUGUCAGCCAACGGCCGAUCUUGCAACGAGAAUUACUUGACUUUAUUGACAAGCAGCUGAGGUUCAGUUUCGCGGGAUCACUAGGAAUUGUGGCACCCGAACGACUGAGCAAUGUUGACGAGGUACAACAGUUAUCAAGAUUGAAAGAACGCAAGUUUCAAAAGGACCUUGUGACAUGUGGAACAAAAGUGGCUCAGGAACUCAAGAUUAGCAUUGAAGAGUACUACUUCGUUCACUUGUCGCAGCGAUACGCGUGUCUUCGAUGGAUCCUUGCUCAACGCGCUAUUCAGCAAAUGGAAGAUCAAGACUUGUCAAUCGAAAAGAGCAGCAACUACAAUGGACUGAUUGACUAUGUGUGCGAAAAUGAUAAGGCAUUGGCUAAGUUGACAAUCAAGGAACUGACAGAUAUGGGUGAUACCAAAUCAGCUGCCUAUUUUGCUACCUGUUAUAAAGAGGAAGCAUUUUACUGCAAGUACAAUGCAUUACCUCUGAAUGAACGGUCAGUGGGUAUUGUCAAGGGUGAACAAUUGUCUCGUCAUUGGACUUCUCUUCCGCCGAAAAAGCCAAGUAAUCCAAGUAAAUUACCUUAUUACGAGCUUCCUCCACAUGCGGUCACCGUGAUGGUCGAUUCAGAAAAGACAUUGAUGUUUAUGAAGGAUAUCUUGUCUCAAUCGCACAGAUGCGGUAUUGAUACGGAAUGGGUACCUGCAUUUGCUAAACAAGGAUCACCUGGAAAGACAGCCUUGAUGCAGAUUGCUUCUGACAUUAAAGGCUAUAUAUUCUUAGUUGACCUCAAGACAAUCUUUGCUUCUGACAAUAAACUGCUCUAUCGAUGGAUUGAGAAAAUCUUACAAUUCUUGUUUGAGGACGAAGAAAUUUUGAAGAUAGCCUUUGACUUCUCUGGCGAUUUUGAUCUAUUAAAACAGGCUAUACCUUCUUCACGCUGUUGGGACGUGGCCAGAUUAUUUGACCUCAAGUCACUUCCUCCGCCUAAUUCAGAUAAACCCAUUACAGGUGGUCUAGCAGGUGUCGUUGCCACCUAUUUGGGAUACACACUCAACAAGCGGCAACAGAUCAGCAAUUGGGAAAAGCGACCAUUGACAGAAGCACAAGUAACUUAUGCAGCUUGCGAUGCUUACUGUUUGUUACAUAUAUACGAAACUCUGUGUAAAUUGAAUCACUCUUUUGUUAGGAAAUCGUCUUCUUUGGCAAGAUAGGAUAUAAAAUAUGAUACCAACUACAACAACAAUAACAAUGAUAUAAUUUAACCUAUAUCCUCUCUUUAUCAUUACUCCCCCCCCCUUUUUUUUUCAUUCUUUUUUCUAUUGUGAAAGUAAUAAACUGACCCGACUUCCUGUGUCACAAAUGGUU
This is a messenger RNA of Rhizopus microsporus ATCC 52813, 2543 nucleotides long. RefSeq lists its product as uncharacterized. Gene Ontology annotation, biological process: nucleobase-containing compound metabolic process. Gene Ontology annotation, molecular function: nucleic acid binding; 3'-5' exonuclease activity. The transcript is spliced from 4 exons. Lineage: Eukaryota; Fungi; Mucoromycota; Mucoromycetes; Mucorales; Rhizopodaceae. The record is from RefSeq and is a predicted model, not a curated record. The coding region runs from base 83 to 2389 and encodes 768 amino acids.